ACGGUGAAAAUUUAGCGAAUAGGGUUAGUGGUGGACAGAAAAUGCGGUGAGAGGGUAACUUGUUGUCCUUGAGAUUCUCCCUCUCUUCCUCUCAUUUUCAUUAAUUCACUUUUGUUUGUAAAUUUUCUGUUGAUAUUUUCAUUGAUGAAACAGUAUUUUCAUUCAUCAAAAGUUUUUAUUUUUUAUUUUAUUUAUUUCUUCUGGCGAUGGAUAAAUGAAUAGAUAGAUAUGUCGACUUUAACAAUACCUUCAGCAACUUCUCCUCGUGAUGAUGCUACCCAACUACAUCGGGCUUUCAAAGGAAUAGGAUGUGAUACUGGAGUAGUUGUCAGCAUUCUUGCGCACAGGGAUGCAACGCAGCGCGAUGACAUUCAACAAGAAUUUGAAACCAUGUACUCAUAUGACCUUAAGAAAGAGCUAUCUUCAGAGCUUCAUGGCCAUCUUAAGAAAGCAGUGAUGCUCUGGAUGCAAAAUUCGUUGGACCGACAUGUUACUACACUCAGGCAGGCUUUAACAGGACCUAUUAUUGAACUUAAAGCUGCAACGGAAAUAAUAUGUUCCCGGGCAUCAUCCCAGAUUCGACAAAUUAAACAGGCUUAUACUUCCGCUCACGGUACUCACCUCGAGUAUGAUAUUCAAGCUCAUACAUCUGGCAAUCAUAAAGAGUUACUGCUGGCAUAUAUAAAUGUGUCCCGGUACGAAGGACCAGAAAUGGAUAGAGUGCUGGUAGAGAAUGAUGCUAAAACUAUGCAUAAACUUGGAGAGAAAAAAUUUGGAAUGGAUGAUAAGAUUUUGAUACAGAUUUUUAGUGAAAGAAGCAGAUCACAUUUGGUGGCUCUUGCUUCCACUUAUCAAAAAUUGUAUGGGAAGGAACUGAGAAGGGCAAUCAAGAAAGGAACAACAGGAAAUUUCAAGUUUGCCCUGUUAACAAUUUUGCAAUGCGCCAAUAAUCCUGCUAAGUAUUUCGCUAUGGUACUGCGGAAGGCGAUGAAGGGUUUAGGAACGAAAGACACUACAUUAAUCAGGAUAGUAGUUACAAGGGCUGAGCUAGAUAUGCAGAAAAUAAAGGAAGAAUACAACAAGCUGUAUAAGAAAUCACUAACAGAUGCUGUUCACUCUGAGACAUCAGGCCAUUAUAGGACCUUUCUUCUUUCACUUUUAGGCUCUACUGAUCACUAGUCUUUGCAAUCUAAUGUGGAAAAUCCUUUGUAACAUAAAUUUUAUUAUAAACUACCAGAUUCUUUACACUGAGAACUGACUGCAAAUAGAAUCAAGCCUGUUGUACGUUGAGUAUGAUUUGAAAGCUCGGCAAGCUAUUUGCUUAACCAGCAAUAACUUUCUUUGUGGCUGAUCAUGCCAACAGAAUGCAGCAUUAAGUAAGCCGAACCAAAUGGUGAUAUACCGUUUGAGAUGUUCCUCUAUUUAGAUAUUUUCCUGCUGCAAUUUACCACCGCAUCAAAUGUCUGUUUUUGAGAAUUGUACUGUCAUCAUAACAAAUUCUGCUGAUAUAUUUAAUAUUUGGUUGUUGGGUGA
Ricinus communis (castor bean) is the source of this 1533-nucleotide messenger RNA. RefSeq names its product annexin D5. Bases 229 to 1179 code for a protein of 316 amino acids. The transcript is spliced from 6 exons. Lineage: Eukaryota; Viridiplantae; Streptophyta; Magnoliopsida; Malpighiales; Euphorbiaceae. The record is from RefSeq and is a predicted model, not a curated record. Gene Ontology annotation, molecular function: calcium-dependent phospholipid binding; calcium ion binding. Gene Ontology annotation, cellular component: cytoplasm.